Molecule: messenger RNA, 1706 nt
Organism: Triticum dicoccoides
Lineage: Eukaryota; Viridiplantae; Streptophyta; Magnoliopsida; Poales; Poaceae
Product: E3 ubiquitin-protein ligase ATL4-like
Exons: 1
Coding region: 130-1224 (364 amino acids)
Biological process (GO): protein ubiquitination
Source: RefSeq, a predicted model, not a curated record
UAUGGCCUAGCUCUCCGUCGCCACGCCCACGCACCCCGCACCCCAAAACCCAUAAAAGGCUCGAGACCGCGGCCAGCUACCGAGCCUUAAACACGCGCUCUCCUCCUGCCUCUCCGCCCGCGGCCCACCAUGGACUCCCUCCCGCCGCCCGCGCCGCCGUACGCCGGGGACCCCCUUGCCGUCACCAUCCCGCCGUCAUUGCCGUCGCCGCCUCCGCCACCUUCCUCCUCGCUCAACCUCUCCCCGUCGCUCCUCAUCAUCGCCGCGCUCCUCGCCUUCGUCUUCUGCGCCUCCAUCUCCAUCCACUUCCUCCUCCGCUGCCUCUCCUCGCGGCAAACGUCUUCUCCGGCCCCGAGUGCUGUCUCCAGGGGACUCGGCGCCUCCUCCCGCUCCGACGCCGAGGCGGCCGCCCCUUCGGCGACACCCGCGGCGGGCCCCGCAGCAGCGGCAACAGGGGGCGAGGUGGUCGACGACGAGAAGGAGCGGCUGAUCGCGUCGCUUCCGCUCUUCACGAUGGCGUCGGCGCUGGCUGCGCUGCCCAAGAGCUCCCCGGACUGCGCCGUCUGCCUGUCGCCGUUCGUGCCCGACGCCGAGCUGCGGCUGCUCCCGGCGUGCCGGCACGCGUUCCACGCCGCCUGCGUCGACGCGUGGCUCCGCAACACGCCGUCCUGCCCGCUCUGCCGCGCCGCCAUCUCGCUCCCGCACCCGCCUCUCCCCACCGCCUACACCGCCGCCGCGCAGCAGGAGCCGCUGGACGCGAGGAGCAGCAGCAACGCGUCCAGAAGCUUCCGCGUCGAGAUCGGCAGCGUGAGCAACCGACGCUCGUCCGCCGCGGGGGACGACCGCCGCACCUACUCCCUCGGCUCCUUCGACUACCGCGUCGACGAGGAGGUGGAGGCCGUGGUGGCGCGCAUCGCGCGCCCCGCGGCGGCGGCCAAGUCGGCCGUGGCCGGGCAGCGCGCCGCGCCGCAGGGCCCGGGCGAGGCGCUGGCGGAGGCGGCGGGGUCGCGCGGGUGGCUCCGGGAGUACGUGGACCGGCUGGCCUCCUCGGCGUCGUCCCUCUCCGGGCGGUGGAGCGCGCGGUGGAGCCAGAGCCACCACAGCCACCGGCAGGAGGACUCGUGGCGGUGGGACCCCGAAGCGGCGGGCAUGGCGGCGCCGCGGGCGGCGGACGAGGACGAGGCGGGGCUCAUGGGCCUGUACCGCUGGAUCGUAGGCGUAUAGGAAGAUUAUAAUUAGUCUGUCUGUAAUUUCGGACUCUGAAGUUUUUUUUGUCAACUUCCAUAUUAUAUUAGGACUCUGCUGUAAAAAUAGAAUUGGCCCCAGAAGCAGAUGAUGAGCUUGGAUCGAAGCUUCCGCUGAUUUGGGCUGCGCCGUCGUCUUCCUCGAUCCAUUCUCCUCCAGAAUUUUGGCACUCCGGUUCGGUGGCCGAUGGAGCUCAGAUGGUGAGCAGAUGGCAGGAAGCCGUGCAGUGCAGCGACGAGUUUGUCUAUCCUUUUCCGGGGAGUGGUGCGCGUGUGGUUGUCAACUAUGCGGAUCCAUGGCCGUAGUGCGCGCGCAGACUCACAGUCAAGCGUGCUCAGUCCGUGGAUGGCCAUGGGCCAGCUGCGAAUUUUAGGUCAGGGUCUGUGAUCAUUUCUCGUUUCUGCGAAUUCUACGGCUCCCAAGUUGAUCCCAAAUCGAAUCGAAGUGGAUGCAUUCCUACC